AUGGUCGACCCGGAGGUUGUGCGGCGCAGGGUGCUGGCGCGGCUCCACGGCAGCGACCCCGACUGGGACGAGGACGACCUGCCGCCGGUGCCCGGCGAGCGCGAGAGCGGCUACCGCGCGGAGACCGAGCGACACGACCAUGCCGCGAGCAACGGAGCGGGCACCGUCGCGGGCGUCGCCCCGAGGUCGGGCGCCAGGCGCGUCGCGCAGCGCGUCGCGUUCGGCCGCCGCGUCCCCGAACCCGGCGCAUCGUCGGGGAACGGACGCGCGGGACGGGAGAACCGCCCGCCGCGGCAGUCGCAACCGCUCCGAGCGUCGCCGUCGGCGGAGUCCUCCGGCGCGUCCGUUCAUUACCGCGACGUUCCCCCGGGGAUGCGAGGGGAUCCGCGCGGGCCCGACCGCGCCGCGAGACCGGCGACGUCAUCGUCCCAGCGCGGUCAGUCACUCUCGCUCCUCAAGCGCGAACACGCCGCGCGUCAGUCCCCGGCGCAUCGUCGCGACCCCGACGCCCCGCCGGCCGCCGAGGCUGAGAGCGUCCACCGCCCGCGACAUUUCCAAAACUCGCACACCCAAGUGUACAACCGCCUCGUCGCGGAAUCCGCCGCGCGACGCGCUCGGUUGCCGCGGCCCAGGGACGACGAAGGGGGUGCCGACCACGGUACCGACCACGGUACCGACCACGGUGCCGACGACGACGAGUGGCGCGUGCGCUUCGACGAGCCGCACGCGCCGCCGCCGCAUCCCCGCCGCGGCGCUCGCGUCGACGCGUCGAGCAAAAACACAACCGAGGAUGAAGGGGGCGGGUACUGGGGCGCGACGGAGCCCGAGGAGGGCGGCAACACGGACGCCCACGACGAACCCGACCCGACACAGCUGUUGGAUCCGACACGCGGCGGCGGGGCGAGGAGGUCGCGGCGGCGGGGCGCGGGUAUUGGCGCGGGUAUCGGGGCGCCGCGCGCGAGUUCGGCUUUGCGCUCGCCGGAUGGGGGGCUCGAUGACGACGACGCCGGCGACGCGAUGUCCACCGGGGAGGAGGACGAGCCCUCCGACGACGAGACCGGCAGCGACACCGGCAGCGACGUCGCGGCGGUCGGGGACGACAUCGGGACCCUGCCCAGGACCGUCGACGUGCUCGGCGCGCUUCGGGGCGAUAACCUGGAGCUGCGGGAUAAGCUUCGGGAGGCGACGGAGAUGCUCAGCCGCGUCUCCGAGGAACGAGCCGCGGCGACGCGACAGCGGACUCUUCUGCAGCGGCAGCUGAAAGAGGCGACGGCGACGCGGGAGCGGCUCAGGGAACGGGAGGCGGUCGCGGAGCGCGCGAGGAGGGAGGCGGCGGAGGCGGGCGCCGCCGCCGAGGCUCGCGCCAAAGCCGCCGAGAAGAAACUCGAAAAGCUGGCCAACGCCAAGAAGGCGGCGCUCGAGGCGGAGUCCCGCACGGUCCGCGCGGAGUCCAGGAUCAGCACGUUGGAGAUGGAGCUCGCGUCCAUGCGCGAGCGCGUGGAGCGAGCCGAGGAGGAACGCGACGAAGCGAAGGCGGAGACGAAGGCUAUGGCGGUGUGGCGCAUCGAGGAGGAUGAAAAGGCCAGGAGCGGCGAUCACGCGGCGCUCGUCGCGGCGGCGGAGGAGGCGGAGCUGAUCCUCGCGCCCUUCGCCGGUGAGGACGCGGAUACCGACAUCGACGCCAUACUCAGCCCGCAGGCCAAGUCCGGGCCCGGUCGCCGCGACGAGGAUGAGAUCCGGUCGACGCACCCGCUCGCGGCGAUCGCCGCGAGAGCCGCGGCGAACAUGGAGAGGAGGGAGUCGCGGCUGAGCUCGCUGCUCUCCGCGCUCACCGGGGAGAUGGCCGCGUCCAAGCGUGCCGAGAAGGAGAUCUCGCAGCUUCGAAAGAGGGUCGCGGAGUCGGAGACGGCCGCCGCCGCGGCGAUUGGCGCCCUCGAGCGCGAGCGCCUCAACGCCUCAACGCGCGGAUUUUCUUCGGCCCGCGGGGGCGCCGUCGAAGGCUCCGGCGUCGCCGCACCCGCGACGCCGUCGGCUCGGGACGUGGCGUCGAUGGCCGUGGGCCUCGCGUCCUCCGCCAAGUCCCGCGUCCGCGACGCCGAGGAGGAGCUGCGCGCCGCCAACGCGCGGAUCGAGGCGGCGCUGCGCGAGAACGCGUCGCUGGAGUCGCGGUUGGAGCGAUCGGAACGGCUUCGCGCGGGGCUGCGACUCGCGGCGGACGCCUCCGAGGCGAUGACCGAGCAGCUCGGCGAGCUCGAGACGGCGAACGGGAAGUUGCGCGACGAGUGCAUGGCCACGUCGAGGGUCGCCCUGCACUUGCACAGGCGGUGGAGGAUGGCGAGGAUGGAUCGGUGGGCGGAGGGUAAGGCUCGAGGGAUGUCGUCGUUUGGCGCGGACCUGCGGGACGCCAAGGCGGCCGUCUUCUUCUGUUUCAAGUUUUGGCGGGAGCUCUCGAAAGGGGACGCGCCGGAGCAGGACCAGGGACCCUCGGCCGCGGCUAGCCGUCGUUCGUCGGUGGAGGAGGAGAAGGGCGCGGAGGACGGGUUCUCCUUUGCGCCGCCGUCCCCGCGAGGCGAGGAUGCGUUCACGCCCCCCGCCGCCGGCGGUGGCCCGACUCCCUUCAAGGACCUCAACCCGUUCGCGAAUAAGUAG
Molecule: messenger RNA, 2649 nt
Organism: Micromonas commoda
Lineage: Eukaryota; Viridiplantae; Chlorophyta; Mamiellophyceae; Mamiellales; Mamiellaceae
Exons: 1
Coding region: 1-2649 (882 amino acids)
Source: RefSeq, a predicted model, not a curated record